Gamsiella multidivaricata is the source of this 2079-nucleotide messenger RNA. RefSeq lists its product as uncharacterized. NCBI's taxonomy places the organism in Eukaryota, Fungi, Mortierellomycota, Mortierellomycetes, Mortierellales, Mortierellaceae. The coding region runs from base 121 to 1701 and encodes 526 amino acids. The transcript is spliced from 2 exons. The record is from RefSeq and is a predicted model, not a curated record.
AAAGAAUAAAGAAAAAAAAAAAAAGAAAAAAAAAAACACCAGGGGAAUCUCACUCCACUCCUACUGUCCCUGUUAUCGCUACCUCUCUUUUUACCCACUUUCUUGAAUCUGGACCGAAGAAUGAUGAACCUUCAGAAGACCAGAUCAGGAUCAACAGCAAUGACCUGGUGGGCCUGUCUGUCCCUCGCCGCAGCCCUCGGCCUGGUUCAGGGACAAUCCCCUACGACUACAGCGGUCUCUUCGACGCCAACGAUUACACCGCCGACCGCAACGACGACGCUAACACCGAGCCCAACGACAACGACGACGACCACAACCACAAUUUCCGUCACCACUGUAUCCCCGACUUCUCCCAUCACCGUCACCACCAUACCCUCCGCAACGACCCCUUCCUUCACCACCACAGCAAUCUCCUCCGACCCCCUGCCUCCACCUACCACUGCAUCAACCCUUCCCCCAACGACCUCCACCCUAUCAACGACCUUCAGUCCAACACCCACCAUCGGCACAAGCAGAGCCUCUACCUCGUCCAAUGUCCCUGUCAUUGUCGGUUCCGUCGCAGGAAUAAUUGCCGUUAUCAUCAUCGUCGCCACGACCAUCAUCUGCUUCCGCCGCAGGAGACGCAACAACCGCGAGCUGACCUUCGACCCCCUUCAGGGGAUUGGCGCCUCGGGCGCAGCCUCACGCCAACGUGCCAGUCAGCGUUACACUACCAACAAUACCGGACCUGCCACUGUCGGCAUGGCCAACAUAGCCUCAGGCGGAUAUGACGACGGAUACGACUAUGGUGCCCAGUCCAAUGUCGUUGCCUCUCAGGCCUACGGCAACGGCCAUGGAGUCUAUCCCGACAAUGGCUAUGACACCUACGGCGCCCAUCAACAGGCCUACCAGAACCCGUCCAUUUUCCAGGAGGACUCCCUUGCCUACGCAGGCGCUAUGGGUAGGAGCCGCGCAGGCUAUGAUCAAAACCUACCCGAGAUCAUGUAUAGGAAUGGCGACGAUUUGGGCACCGCCGGCGAUACUACUGGAUACUACGACGAUAACAUGUACAACCAACAGGCGGGAUGGAACCAGAGCAUGAGCGGCGGAUACAUCGGACCCAAGGGUCUCUGGAUUGCCAACCCUACAGCCCCAUACCAGCAGGAGUACCAGCAGGAAUACCAUCCAGAGCAACAGACCGACAUUGAACUCCAUGAGCAUCAGUCAGCGCCGGUACCCAUGUCUUAUGAAAAGAACUCGAUCAAUCAAUACGACAACUCUUCAGAUACCGUCGUGGACUCUGCCAGCAGUCCCUCAAGCAAGUUUCGUGGCCACAAUCCCCAGGCUCUACCGGAAUCUCCACGUUCGCAGCAGUUGAGAGGCGGCGAUCUCUUUGGAGAGGAUGCGAACGCUGCUCCAUCUUCGCCUCGUACAACGGCUGCUGCGGCAGGAUUACCAGCUCCAGGAAACCCACAGGAUACCACGAGGGCUGCCACGCCGCCAUUGAAUUCAAGUCCUCGGUUGAUGAGCAGAGGAGAUAUGCGAAGCUUUGAGAUGGCAAGACAUUCGCCCACAAGAUCCUCAGGAGAAGGAGUGCAGAGUUAUGCAAACGACUAUGUAGGGGGGCGUCCUUCAGUCUCAGAUCGACCUUCGCUUGACAGUGGAUCCAACUUGAACCCUGGCAAGAGUUUGCGGACACAGCGUCGAGAAGACUGGUCAUAAACGGAGCAGCGAUGUUCUUACGAUCAUUCUCAGUGCCUUCUUUUUUUUUUUUUUUUAACCUUUUCACUAUAUCUAGUACCCCUGACAAUAAUUCUUAGUUAUCAUGGUUCAUCCACCAUGCUCUUCUUCUCUCUCCAUUUUGUUUCGAAGCAUUUUCUCACGUAGAAGACAAAUGUGUGAGCGACAAAGGAAAAGAAAAGGACGAUGCACCCUAUGACUCUUCAGUUCUUUACGAUACCAGUGAUAUGACGACCUGGCCUGCCUUGAUGGCAGGUUCACAGGAUAUGAUUCUUUCAUGAUGGACAGCUCUGUGAGCUGGCCCAAGCCCAAAAACCCCCCCCCCCCCAAUAAAAUCCACUUUCCUGGACUGGGCCUGAU